GUGGGCUCGAGUGUUUCGCUGAGCAGAGCCGAACCAGACCGAGCCGAGACAGCCACACUUUGGAGACGGGGAAGAAGAAGAGCGGCUGUGAGCUCGCAUAAGAGAUCCUUCAUAUUCAGUUCGUAUUUAAAGCCUCCAAAACUAUUUUAUUUAUUUUUAAUAUUUCAGCUGACUGCUGAAGACUCCGAUUCCUUUUUUUUCCCGUGUGUGGUGGUGGUUGUUUUUUUCUUUUCCAUUUGUUUGCACGAGAGUGGACCUGCAACACUUCAAAUCAGCAGUGCAAUCUUUAAACAAGUAAAACUCCAAUAAAAGAAGAAAUGGAGAAAUCAAUAAGCUUCUCAUCGGACCGAAACAUCCUCUGCCUGUUUGACGUGGACGGCACCUUGACACCACCGAGGGAGAAAAUUGACCCACAGCUAGAUGAGUUCUUCCAGACUCUGAGGAGGAAAGUGAAGAUCGGCGUUGUGGGAGGGUCAGACUACUCCAAGAUAGCAGAGCAGCUCGGGGAGGGAGAUGAUGUGAUACACAAGUUUGACUAUGUAUUUGCUGAGAACGGGACAGUGCAGUACAAAGAUGGGAAACUCCUUUCAAAACAUGCUAUUCAGAACCAGAUUGGGGAGGAGCUUCUGCAGGACCUGAUCAACUUCUGCCUCAGCUACAUGGGGCUCAUCAAGCUGCCAAAGAAAAGGGGGACAUUCAUUGAGUUCAGGAAUGGGAUGCUCAACAUUUCUCCCAUUGGUCGGAGCUGCACACCAGAGGAGCGAAUCGAAUUCUCUGAAAUUGACAAGAGAGAGAAGAUCAGGGAGAAAUUUGUUGCUGCCCUGAAAGAGGAGUUUGCUGGAAAGGGACUACGGUUUACUAAAGGAGGUCUCAUCAGCUUUGACAUUUUUCCAGACGGCUGGGACAAGAGACUGUGUCUAGAGCUGCUGGAGAGUGAAGGACUGGACGCCAUCUACUUCUUUGGGAAUGAGACCUCAGAUGGAGGAAACGACUAUGAAAUUUUCAACGACCCACGCACCAUCGGUUUCACAGUCUACUGUCCAGAGGACACGGCCAGGCUCUGUCAGGGACUUUUCUUUGAUGCUCAACCGCACGAGUCCUAAUGUAAUGAACUGCCUCCACCCCUGUCCCGUCCCAUUACCCACAAGCCUUUCUGAACUCCCGCCUGUGGGUCUCUGAUGGUGCAACAACCACUUUUUAAGAACUCCUAAAAGGUACCACCACUAAUUUUCUCCAUUUUAUUAGUGGGGUGAUUUGAAUAACUUUUUUCAAUAAAUUCCACAGGUUUUUUUUUUUUUUUAAAGGGACAGUUACUGAGUGUUACAUGUUGACUAGUGUUCAAGUGAAGUUUUAAUACCGUGCCACAGUGCUACGAUGUGUAGCUUAUAACAUAAAGUUAACCAAAAUACUUUGACAGAUUAUGAAACGAAAGUUAAUACUCCAGAUUACUUUAUACGUAUAUGUAUCUAUAGUUUUUGCACUAAUCUUGGGAUAAUUUUAUACCAGUAGUUGGUAUAGUCUUGUUUAAUACUGCUGAAAGAGACAAAUAAGAGUGAGAGAGAGUGAUAUUAAAAGAGGGGACUUUUGGUUGUUGUUUUGUGAGUCCAUUUUGAAAAUGAGAUAUGAAUGAAGCGUUACAGAAGAUAGGGACCUUUCCUCCUCUACAGUUGAGGAUAUAUGAAUCAUUCCGUGUAUUUUAACAACUCUACAGUGCUCUGAACUGGAUGUAUUUUAUUGAUGGUUGACUGUGUGAUCCUCUGAAUGUCAAAUGUUUGUUUUAAGUCAAGUCGAGUCAAUUUUUUUUAUAUAGCGCUAAAUCAUACCAGAAGUUAUCUCAGGGG
This is a messenger RNA of Xiphias gladius (swordfish), 1841 nucleotides long. It is a transcript of the gene pmm1, whose product is annotated as phosphomannomutase 1. Lineage: Eukaryota; Metazoa; Chordata; Actinopteri; Istiophoriformes; Xiphiidae. Gene Ontology annotation, cellular component: cytosol. The record is from RefSeq and is a predicted model, not a curated record. The coding region runs from base 318 to 1103 and encodes 261 amino acids. The transcript has 8 exons. Gene Ontology annotation, molecular function: phosphomannomutase activity. Gene Ontology annotation, biological process: mannose metabolic process; protein N-linked glycosylation; GDP-mannose biosynthetic process.